Wyeomyia smithii (pitcher-plant mosquito) is the source of this 539-nucleotide messenger RNA. RefSeq names its product COX assembly mitochondrial protein homolog. NCBI's taxonomy places the organism in Eukaryota, Metazoa, Arthropoda, Insecta, Diptera, Culicidae. Bases 101 to 481 code for a protein of 126 amino acids. Gene Ontology annotation, cellular component: mitochondrion. The record is from RefSeq and is a predicted model, not a curated record. The transcript has 2 exons.
CGUCAGUGGAUCAUUGUUUUGAUUUGGUGUUGACUUUAUUUCGAUCGAACUCGCAUUUCAUCACUCGUCGCAUCCCACGAAAAACCUUCCAAUCUAAUCGAUGGCUAACACAUUUGGCGAUGCAAACCACGGAACCAAUACCAUCGGUUUGAACCAAGGCGGCCCACAUGGAUUGGGAGACCCCAACGACAGACGUCUUCGGAAGGUCGAAAUCGAGGUCCUCAUCCCGAAGAUUAUGCGUGAACGAGCCAAAACAGAAAAGUGCGUAGAGGAAGUGCGACAGUUCGAGGUAUGCUGCAAAGAUACCGGCAUUUUAAUGACGAUAAAGUGCCAAACAGAAAACAAAGCACUUAAAGCCUGCUCGCUGAAAUGGUAUAACGACGAACAGUUUAAAGCGGAAUGUCGCGAGAUAUAUCUGGAGGAGCGAGCAGAGUACAGGAGAACUGGCUUACCUAAGAAGUUUCGAAAUUUGGACCUGUAGUAAACGGCAAUCUAAGAAGAGUUUAGAUUUGUUACGGAUCAAUAGAGUUUAAAGUUUA